This is a messenger RNA of Lagenorhynchus albirostris (white-beaked dolphin), 7392 nucleotides long. It is a transcript of the gene FBXO40, whose product is annotated as F-box protein 40. Lineage: Eukaryota; Metazoa; Chordata; Mammalia; Artiodactyla; Delphinidae. Gene Ontology annotation, molecular function: zinc ion binding; ubiquitin protein ligase activity; protein binding. The coding region runs from base 2054 to 4204 and encodes 716 amino acids. The transcript is spliced from 4 exons. Gene Ontology annotation, cellular component: cytoplasm. The record is from RefSeq and is a predicted model, not a curated record.
CAGGAUUUCUGUUUUCUGAAGUCCAAAUGUUGUGAUCUUUCCCCAAUCAGCAUUUUCUAUGUAAACUGCAAGUCAUUCUCAUGUACUUUAAAUUCCAUCACCUGUGUCACUCUACCAGUUAAUUUAGCACAGUUGUAUUUACUGCGUAUAUUAUUUAACUUCUGCCUGCAGAGUUUAAAACCUGUUUUUCUUUAACAAUAUUCCCUAAACAUGACUCACUCCUCCCCAGCUCUCUUGAAUCCAAAUGCAGCUAUGGAAUAGAAGUGAAAGUAUUUUACAAGUUGAAAAAUGGUAUAUACAUGGAAACCAAAAAUUAUCACAAAUUUGAAACUUGCAACUCCAGGGGGACAAAAGUAAAAUGAUUAAUGAUACUUGAGGAGUCAAACACUUUAAAGUGUAGAUAGGUUAUUUCUAGCUUUGGGAAUAACAGCAUAGUGUUGCAUGCACAAACAAAUUGGCAGGGAUAAGGGAGCAGUGUUUAUUUUCCUGUUUUCCUCUGGACCUUGCUUUAGUGUUAUACAGUUAAAAGUUCAGCUAAGGACAUCCUAGGAAGUGGCCUGUGCAGCAAAAGGGAUUCUGUACACUCUAAACUUUGCACUGUACAGGCUAAAACCACCAAUGUCAAGUAAAAGGAGACCUACCACCAGAUACCUUAACUCCUGUUUCCUUCUUGCCUGCCCCUGUAACCUCCAGAUGCAUCCCAUAACUCUGCUAUAGGUGUCUGGGUUAUAAUUAUGCCUGUUUGCUAGGCACAAUCAAAUGCACUGUGUAUAAUUGCCUAACUUCAUUUAAUUUUGUCAGAGUUUCCAUGGCACAAAGGUCUUCAAGGGGUAUACCAGGUACUUUCCUAGCAAGAUGGGCAUGUUAGCUUAGCAGUAACCAACCAGACCAGCUGACUCAGAGCUACUCCUAAAUAAUCCAUCUAGUUUGCACUUUCUUGGCCAAUACAAAACAGUAAUUUAAAAUACUGAAACUAAUAAUGUAAGUACAAGAUAUGAGAAUUAACUAGCUAAUUAAAUAACUAGAAAGUUUAAAGGUGGAGAGAUUUCUAGUGUAGGUACAGAACUGCAGAUGGUGAGGUUGAAUAGAUUUGAGGGAGGAUGAUUUUUAGGGUAUAGUGAAAAGGCUGAAAUCAUAGCCUGAAAGCCCAGGAUUAUGCGACCAGAUGUGGGAACUAUCCUCAGCCAACUGGUUGUGUUAAAAUCUCAAGAUGCAAAGGGAUUACUUUAAUAUUUAACUUUAUACAUUUUCUUUCCAUAGAAUUAAGUAUCUCCAUAGCAGGGAAACAGAUUAACAAUGUAUAAUUAAAGUAACAGAUUAAUUGACUGGUUAAUAGGUUAACAGUUAAUCUCUGUCCUUUAACUCUUGACCUUGUCACUUCCACUAAAGUUAAAGCUCAGGAAUAAAUAAUUAUUGCCAGGGCUAGCCACAUGAGGAGGCAGAAUAGUCGCUGCAUCAUGUGAGGGGUGCUGGGAGGGCCCCUUGCCUAAAAAUAUCUCCCUGACACCAACCCUGAUUGCCUACUAACUUUAUAGUGAAGAAUGUUAAAACUAUUUUCUGUUAAUUGCAUUCUCUUUUGCUUGAGUCAGUGAUUUAAAUAUACCUGCUUUAUGCCUUCUCAUGACCUUGUUGGCCAGUGACACUUGGUCACCACCUCUUCCUCAUUCUUCCAGGCCUUGUCCUGCUUUGCCCUUGGUACCAUCUAAGCUGCCCAUAUGCCCUUGGCCGUCAUCAUGCAGGUAGCUCUGUGUGGCACUGUGGUUUCUACAGAAUUUCUCAGUAAACUAUCAAGGUGAAGUAGAAAAAAGAAAAGCAUGUGAUUAGAGUCAGAGACUGUGGGAGCAUAAGCAAGACACAUUACUUCUCUGGGCCUCAGUUUCUCUUGUAAAAAAUGAAGAGUUUAACCUAGACUCUUUCCUAGACCAUUUGUUCUACCAGAUCAGAAGCUGCAUUUCAAAAAAGAUUGCCCAGGUGAUUCCUAUGCACACUCAAGUUUGAGAAGCUCCAGAGCAGAGGAUUUCUGGUUAUCUACCUGAGCCAGAUUCCUGAUUCUAUGACUAGUUACAAAGCAAGAAGAAAUUUGGAAGCUAUGCGUAGGGCGCGCAGGCCUCCACCAGGGCAGCACAGGCACUGUGACAGAUGCUUCAACCGUCACUGCCACAUGCCUAUGGAGCCUGGUGUCUCCUGCCUGGUGAUAAACUGCCACCUGUCCUGCGGUGCUACCUUCCACAUGUGCAAAGAGGCAGAGCACGAGCUCCUGUGCCCUUUGGAGCAGGUUCCGUGCCUCAACUCCGAAUAUGGCUGCCCCCUUUCCAUUUCCCGUCACAAGCUGGCCAAGCACCUGCACGUGUGCCCCGCCAGCGUGGUCUGCUGCUCCAUGGAGUGGAACCGCUGGCCAAACUUGGACUCUGAAACAGCCCUUCAUGAGAACAUCAUGAAAGAGACCCCCAAUGAGGAGUGCUUGGACACAGCCCUGGCCCUCCAAGACCAGAAGGUCCUCUUUAGAUCUCUGAAAAUGGUAGAACUUUUCCCAGAAACUAGAGAACCCAUGGAAGAGGAGCCUACCAUGAAUGGUGAAGCCAGUUGGAAGGAAAUGGAAGGAGCGGUGGGUGGGGCAGAUGCUGGUUUGGUAACAACCACCAACGGAGAGGUGGCAGAGCUGAGUCAAGAAGAACGAGAGGUAUUAGCCAAAACCAGAGAAGGGAUGGACCUAGCCAAGUUUGACAAGUGGGAAAAUAUGUUCAGCAAAGAGCAUGCGGCCUCUGCUUUAACGAGCUCAUCAGUGAGCAGUGAGAGCAAGAGCAGGGAUGGCCCAGAGAAAGAACAGAUUUCCAGCAGCAACAACAUGGUAGAAAAGAGCGCUGCCAAAGGGAAGGAAACACAGGAAGACCAGAAGCAGCAGGACUUUCAUGAAGCCAUAGAAAAGUCAGGGCUUGCCCCUUGGCAGGAUGGUGUUCUGGAAAGACUGAAAACAGCUAUGGAUGCAAAGGACUAUAAUAUGUAUCUGGUGCACAAUGGGAGGAUGCUUAUUCACUUUGGUCAGAUGCCUGCUUGUACACCUAAAGAGAGAGACUUUGUUUAUGGCAAACUCGAGGCUCAGGAAGUGAAGACUGUUUACACCUUCAAAGUUCCCAUGAGCUACUGCGGGAAGCGGGCUCACCUCAGAGACACCUCGUUGAGUAGUAGGCCAAGUGAACACAAGGCAGUAGAUACUUUGGAUUUAGGGAUCACUGUGGAGGACCUCCCCAAAUCAGAUCUCAUCAAGACCACCCUGCUGUGUGCUCUGGAAAGAGAACUCAAAGGUCAUGUCAUCUCUGAAUCCAGGAGCAUUGAUGGGGUGUUCAUGGAUUUUGCUACACAGACAUACAGUUUUGAGCCAGAACAAUUUUCCUCCAGGACGGUGCUGGCUGACCUUCUAACCACUGCCAAUCUGAAUGGGCUCCAUAUGGAGCUCCACAGUGAGUGUGUGACCAGGAGACACAACAAGAGCAGUUCUGCCUUUACUUUCACUUGCAACAAAUUCUUCAGGAGGGAUGAAUUUCCCCUACAUUUCAAGAAUGUCCACACAGACAUUCAGUCAUGUCUCAAUGGUUGGUUCCAGCACCGAUGCCCCCUUGCCUACUUGGGAUGUACCUUUAUUCAAAACCAUUUCUGUCCCCCAGGGAAAAAGGCAAAAGUAAUCUACAGUCAGGAGCUCAAGACCUUUGCCAUCAAGCCGGAGGUUGCUUCAGAGCUGAGUGAGGGAGGGAACAACCAUCUCUCAGGCCGUGAAGGAAAAAACCAGAAUUCUCUAACCAGCCUGCCCCUGGAGGUUUUGCAGUACAUUGCUGGGUUCUUAGACAGCAUCAGCCUAUCCCAGCUCUCCCAGGUGUCCGUGCUGAUGAGGAAUAUCUGUGCCACUUUGUUACAAGAGAGAGGGAUGGUCCUCCUGCAAUGGAAGAAGAAGAGGUAUUCCCAUGGAGGCACCUCGUGGAGAGUUCACAGAAAGAUCUGGCAAUUCAGCAGCCUCUUCUCCAAAAUCAAGGGCUGGGAGUUUAAUGAAGUUGCCUCCAUGUCUGAGCACCUGAAGUCCUGUCCUUUCAACGUUGUAGAACACAAGACUGACCCGAUUCUUUUGACCAGCAUGUGUCAGCCCCGUAAGCAGGCCUCAGAGACUUUAGUCACAACCUUUAAUGCCAGACCAAGAGGAAGACACACCUACUAAAGGCUCAGAAGCCACCCUUCUUGGAUUCCCACUCAGGGUUACUGAAAGUUCGACAGAGUUUGGUUUUGAGGACUUCCUUCUGUAAACUGCAAAUGUGCUUAUCUCGGUGUUUUGGAACAUGCAAAUGUCCUUCAAAACCUGAGCAGCUGCACAAGGCCGAAGAAUUUCCUAAGCCAUGGCUUGUAUAACUGCUAUAGUGCCAUACUGAUAACUUAUUUCCUCCCUCCCCCCACACUCUUUUUCUAAAAUAAAUCAGUCUGUGAAGUAUUUUAAAUAGGUGACUUGAGGCCAUUUGGAAGAUGAGAUGAGAGAGCCGUGAAAUUCCAUAACCAGCACAGGCCUGUGCUUUUGUGGAGAGCUUUUCAGUUUAUAAGCACUUGUAAUGAUAUGGAGCAGGCAAUGUAGGGAUAGGGACUGACAUGCCUCCCAGGGCACCCAGGGUGAAGGGCACAGUUUGAAAUUUCUGGAGCUGGGGUUGUCCUGACAGCCAAGUCCAGGGCUUUUUUUAGUUGCCCCACUGCAUCUAAGCCCAGACAGUCCAAACAGCCCGAAAGAAUAGAGACCUAGGCUAAGCACAACAGCCUCGAGGACACCAAAGGCCAAAGGAUGAGAGGUAGAAAUGAGGUCCUAGAAUGCGAUUGUUGUAUAGAAUCCUGGCAACAUAUAGAAGGACAGCCUUGAAAAAUGAAGAAGAAUCCAGAGGAGAUAUUAUAUUUAUGGAGAAAAUUAGGACCAAAAGCCAGAGCCUACUUUCAAACAUUUUAAUAGUGACUUGAGAGUCAAGGUUCUUUUCCUCUGAAAAUUAUAUUCUCCGUCUGGAUUAGGGAGAGCACAGGCACGGGCAAGCACCACCCUGAGCUAAGUGAAAUGAUCACGAGACACUAACACCAACUUCAGUGUCAUGUCAGAAUGCACAGGGUAGCCCAAGGAGACCUCGCAUUUGGAAAAGUCCAGACAAGGCCCACUGCAGCUCCUGUGGUACCAGUCGCCAGGUCCUAGACAUCACUUGAGUACCCCAUCGGGAUUCUUGAGAAGGAAGAUAUCUGAACAUAGUGAUUCCCUAUAAUUGCUCCUACCUAUUGCUGGCCAUGACUGCAUUCUGUCAAAAGUGCGUGACACUUCUGGGUUUUGGUAACAAAUAGUUAAAACUUAUGAGAACAAAAGUAAGAUAAAACUACACAAUAGAAGCUGGCAUCCCUUAAAGCAGGGUUUCAUGGAACUACUGACAUUUUAGACUGGAUAAUUCUUUGUCAUAAGGGACUGCCCUAUGUGUUAUAGGAUGUUUAGCAACACCCUUGACCUCUAUCCAAUAGAUACCAGUAGCACCCCUACAGCUAUAACAACCAAAAAUGUCUCCAGACAUUGCUAAAAAUCCUCUGGGAGCAAGAUCGCUCCUGGUUGAGAACAACUGCCCUAAAGAAUGACAUGCCAAUGGCAGUAAAUUAGGAUAAGUUUGCUUUUUAGUACAGCAAAUUCUUAUCUCACAUAGUUAUCUACAAUGGUCAUGAUUUCAUGCAGCUCUUCUUUCUUUACCAAAUAGGUUUUAGACACAUGAUGAUUUUAAGUUGGGAACCAAAUGGAGAUGGUUUGUUUGGUGUGGCUUCACGUCCCUGGGUCACAGUGCAAAAAGUAUAUCCUAUCAGCUCUCCAGGUAUAGCUGAAGCCAGGAAGGCUGAGCUAUUUAUCUUAACCCUAACCCUAACCCUCACCCUAGCCCUAGCCCUAACCCUAACCCUCUCUCUUUAAUUGAUGCCAUUUUCCUAGCAGUCCUCAGCGAGUGAGAAAGAAGGGAAAAGGAGGAUGGGCAUUGUGGGGGAGCAGAGAACAAAGAAUUUAACCAACAACAACAAAAAAGAGUCUAGUCAAUAUGAAUGUUUGUUAUUGCCUGGGUUCCCCUCUGAACAUGGUUCAGAGCUGGUAUAGAUGAAGUAGAUGACACCCCUGAGAAGAGUCAAGAAGGCAUUAAAGCAAAUCCCAGAGUAGAAGUAUGCUCAUCUUCCAUUAUAAUGUGCCACUUGGUACUAUUGAGUAACGUAACUCUAUUUUUCCUAAUCCUUAUUGUUUGGUUUAUAUUUCACAUUUGUAUAUAAGGCGCCAUUUUCUAAAAAAUAUAACUAGAAUGUGAGCUAAGAUUUUAUUCAGUGAAGAUGAAUAACUGCGACAGCUAAGCAGUGAAGUGGGAGAAAAGGAACUGAUCCAGGGUUCAGUUCCAUGUGUUUUGAAUCUAGUCCUUCCUAUAUGGAGGAAGAAAGUUCUGAAAAUCCAUUUUGGGUUUCUUAUUUUAUUAGAAAAAGAAAGCAAGGGGAGCUGUAGACUAAGGGAGGUGAAAAUCCGGGGCUAACAUGAGCUGCAAGAGAAGUAUAGAGAAAGGAAGAGAGCAGAGGGCUCUUCCUUGACAUUCUGGGCAGCCCAGGGUGCAGGAGGGCAUUCAGGAGACUAACCGCACUGCUCUGUGGGCCCCACCCUUCCAGGCAUGCUUUACUUUCCCAGCUGCUGCCUUCAGCACAAUACUGAGCUGAUCAACAUCAUCAAACACAUUUUACAAGGUAUCUAAUUGUAUACGUUGCGGGAAACCAGAGUAUUGCAGGUAUCCACUGGCCUACACAAUCAAGCACAUCUUAUGGUGAGAGGGCAACUGGAGAAAAAGGGAAGCCUUUUAGAGAGAUGGUGGAUUAGACAGAUGAUUUGAUUAGUGGGAUGAAGCUGUAGUGAACAGCGUGAGCAGCAAGCAUCACCUGAGAGAGGCAAGACAGCUAGACAUGGCUUCAGAUUAAGAAGCAGCUAAGGAGAGUGAAAGGGGACUGUGGACCCAAGAAUAGGAGCCUGGACAGGGAGGUGUCUGCGAGCAGAGCCCUUGAAGAGAAUCACCACCAAGAAAGUCAGUCCAAGUAGAGAUCAGCCAAAUGUGGAGGGCGAGGUCUAUAGAACUGAGGCAGAAAGGACUUUAUUGCCUUAACAAUAUGAGGAUCUGGAAAAGAAGUUUCUGUCUUAUAAUGAAGGGAAAAGUGAAAAGCAAGGUGGAACUUGGAUGUAAGAAUAAAACCACUGCAAAAGUCUGAUCUAUGUGUGAUGGCAGAUCAAACUGAAGUGAAGAAUGAGAUUGUGUAUAUCUAGUGUGACUUACCUCUAUACACUGGAAACCCCAAUGUCUCUAUAGGCAGAAAUAAAAGCUGCUUUUCACUCUGAAA